CCCCACCCUCUGGCUCAACUCACUCUUACAAUUUUAAUCCUCAGCUCUCAGAUUUUUUGUUUUUUUUUUCUGGGUGUUUUAUGGUGAUUUUCGUUUAUGCGAAUGAUUCGGAUAUUUAUAUAAAUUACAAUGAUUUUAUUUUAUUUUAUAUAAUUACUUAUAAUGAAGUUGUUUGUUACCUGGGUUUUGACUACUGGCAUUUCAUAUGCGUUUGAAAAUUAUGCUAUCCAGAUGCUGCAGAAGAGGAUGUCAAUAGAUAUGAAAGAUCAUUUAAGAAGCUUCCACCUGCCCAUAAGGCUUUACUAUCGCACUACCCUAUGAAGUUCCAAAGACUAAGACGGUGUAUUUCAACAAACUCAUAUUUCAUAUUUAAUAUGCUUCAGGCAUUUGAACCCCCACUUGAUAUGAGCCAGGAGCUAGAUAUUUGUGAGAACCCCCAUUCUGAAGAUGUCCUGAAUGAUCAUGUCUCUGGAGCAGGGGAUUGUUGUCAGUCUCCCGUUUCAAGUGGAAGAAUGAGUUUUUCCAAAUCAAAUCAAGCCUGUUGUAUGGAAGAAAGCAAUGUAAUCAGCAACUCACCAAAAGGAGUCACUACCAAUAAGGAGAUGGAUAUUGAAGGUCAAUGUGAUUCCAUUACUGGGACCAAAGCUCUUGACUGGGAAAAUAAUGAAGAGAUAAACAAUUGCCAUGGAAACUAUGCCAUUGAUUCAAAUGGAAAUGUGUCAACUCAUGCAUGGUUGGAUCCAUCACAUCAGUUACAUGUCCCUUUAGUUGAUGUUGACAAGGUCCGUUGUAUUAUAAGGAAUAUAGUUAGAGAUUGGGCAGCAGAGGGGCAGAAAGAACGCGAUCAAUGCUACAAGCCUAUCCUCAAGGAACUUGAUGCUCUAUUUCCUAACCGCUGUGAGAAAAGCCCUCCUGCCUGUUUAGUUCCUGGAGCUGGACUUGGAAGGCUGGCUCUAGAGAUCUCAAGUCUAGGUUUUAUAAGCCAGGGAAAUGAAUUUUCAUACUACAUGAUGAUAUGCUCAAGUUUUAUUCUUAAUCAUACCCAGAGUGCCGGGGAGUGGAAAAUAUAUCCAUGGAUACACAGCAAUUGUAAUUCAUUGUCAGAUAGUGACCAACUCCGUCCUGUUUCAAUACCAGAUAUUCAUCCAGCUAGUGCAGGGAUCACUGAAGGCUUUUCGAUGUGUGGUGGUGACUUUGUUGAAGUUUACGGUGAUCCAAGCCAAGAAGGUAUCUGGGAUGCAGUGGUUACCUGUUUCUUUAUUGAUACUGCACACAACAUUGUUGAAUACAUUGAAAUCAUAUCAAGAAUAUUGAAAGAUGGUGGAGUUUGGAUAAAUUUAGGUCCGCUACUAUAUCACUUUGCAGAUAUGUAUGGGCAAGAAGAUGAAAUGUCUAUUGAACUAAGUUUGGAAGAUGUGAAAAGGGUUGCUUUGCAUUAUGGAUUUCAGUGUGAGAAGGAGAGUACUAUUGAGACGACAUAUACCACAAAUCCUCGAUCAAUGAUGCAAAACCGAUAUUAUGCUGCAUUUUGGACGAUGAGAAAGCGGUCCACAGCAGGAGAAAAGAAUGCGCCUACGUAAGAUAUUACCUAGUUUGUGCUCGAGUGGAGCUUUAUUUUAAAAUACGUAUAAUUUGCAGUGGUCAUACUGAAAUAUAUGGUAAUUUUUUUACAGUUAAAAGGGUUUGAACAAUGUACAAUUAUUUGUGAACCAUCUUUGACAGAUUCGAAGUCUUUUUCUGAUUCUUUGCAGAGUUUCAUGUAAUCAAUAUUUAUUAUUAAAUUUUGUCAUUUAUUUAAAAAAAAAAAAA
Ziziphus jujuba (common jujube) is the source of this 1809-nucleotide messenger RNA. RefSeq lists its product as uncharacterized. Gene Ontology annotation, molecular function: S-adenosylmethionine-dependent methyltransferase activity. Lineage: Eukaryota; Viridiplantae; Streptophyta; Magnoliopsida; Rosales; Rhamnaceae. The transcript has 18 exons. The record is from RefSeq and is a predicted model, not a curated record. Bases 318 to 1580 code for a protein of 420 amino acids.